This is a messenger RNA of Necator americanus (New World hookworm), 297 nucleotides long. RefSeq lists its product as uncharacterized. The record is from RefSeq and is a predicted model, not a curated record. Lineage: Eukaryota; Metazoa; Nematoda; Chromadorea; Rhabditida; Ancylostomatidae. The transcript has 2 exons. Bases 1 to 297 code for a protein of 98 amino acids.
AUGAGAUGCGUUCGUUCUCAAUCGAUAUCGAGGUGCCCCAACAUUAGCAAGCGCACACGUUCACUCGAUUGUGCAAAUGCACCAUACCUCCAAAGUUUUCAACUGGUCUAUACUUUAUUUUCUUCAAAUAUUUAUUUAAACAGUACUUAUAGUUCGGCUAGCUCCUCCGCGACUAUAGCACUUCUACUAUUUAUUGCGUUCCAUAUAAAAUCUGCAAAAAUCGCCUCACAAGCUAUUGCACAUUGUACCUGUUACCUUCAUGAGUUGAGCCAACGAUGUCAGUACGUACGUGAGUGA